CCGCCCCUCGACGUCACCCCGGGGCGCCGUCGGCGCCGAGCGCAGUUCCCGCUGGAUCCGCCCGGGUGCUGCGGCCGCGGCCCUUCCCGCCGGCAGGAUGUCAGCCAGUAUCCCUGGAAGCUCAAAUGUAGCUGCUGGCAGCAAUCGUCGGCUUCAGCAGACUCAACACCAAGUAGAUGAGGUUGUUGACAUCAUGAGAGUGAAUGUGGACAAGGUGUUGGAGCGAGAUCAGAAGCUGUCAGAGCUGGAUGACCGUGCUGAUGCACUGCAAGCAGGAGCUUCCCAAUUUGAGACCAGUGCAGCCAAGCUGAAAAGGAAGUAUUGGUGGAAGAACUGUAAGAUGUGGGCAAUAUUGAUAGCUGUUGUUGUCAUUAUCAUCAUCAUCAUCAUCAUCGUCGCGACUAGUUCAUGAGUUACAGGAAGAAACUCAGAUCAACUGAAAGUGCCUCUGAAUCUUCAGCCUCUCCACUUCAAACCUGCUGCAUUUUCAGUCCAUUUACUGCUGUUUAAAGCAAAACUAUUUUCAUUACUGAAAUGUUAACUAACUUUACUGGUUGCCUUAAGACACUCCUGCCAUUAAUUACUAACAAGCACAGCUCACCACUUGCACAGUGCCUUAAUAAAGUGGGGUGCAGA
Messenger RNA from Neopelma chrysocephalum (saffron-crested tyrant-manakin), 636 nucleotides. RefSeq names its product vesicle associated membrane protein 3 (gene VAMP3). The record is from RefSeq and is a predicted model, not a curated record. The transcript has 5 exons. Gene Ontology annotation, cellular component: SNARE complex; plasma membrane. NCBI's taxonomy places the organism in Eukaryota, Metazoa, Chordata, Aves, Passeriformes, Pipridae. Gene Ontology annotation, molecular function: SNAP receptor activity; syntaxin-1 binding. Bases 98 to 412 code for a protein of 104 amino acids. Gene Ontology annotation, biological process: vesicle-mediated transport; SNARE complex assembly; vesicle fusion.